Messenger RNA from Dracunculus medinensis (Guinea worm), 1701 nucleotides. Lineage: Eukaryota; Metazoa; Nematoda; Chromadorea; Rhabditida; Dracunculidae. The record is from the annotation of a GenBank genome assembly.
AUGAAAUUUUUGCUAAUAUAUUUAUUUAUUUUGCCUUCUUCAACACAAGCAGAAUUGUUCACUUCGAUUGCCCAUCUCAAAUCACUUAUCGAUGUACAUAAAGAAAUUCCCGAAAUUAUCGAAAGUUAUAUUAAAAUUGAAGAAAAUCGAUUGCAAACUUUGCAAAGGUUAAUUGAAAGUCAUCGAAAUAAAAAUAAACAAAUGUCAUCGGAUGGUACAAAUUCUUUGAGGAAUCCUAUCAGGGCGUUUUCGCUUAUAAAGCAUCUCGUUUCGGAUUGGAGUGUUAUCGAAAACUUAAUGAAACAAAAUGUCGCCGAUGAAUUUUUAAGAAACUUAGCUGAGAGUCGCAUGAAGCAACAAAUUAAGCAUCCGACAGAUGAAGAUCUCUCAGGCGCUGCAGCGGCCAUAUUUCGCCUUCAAGAUGUAUAUAGGCUUAGUACGAAGGACUUAGCAAACGGAAAAAUUUACAACAUUGAUUCCAAUCAAACUUUAUCAGCAAAGGACUGUUUCUUGAUUGGACGUGCUGCAUAUGUAGCUGAAGAUUAUUACCACACAGUUUUAUGGAUGCAAGAAGCAUAUGACAAGAUUAAGAAAGAAAAUGAUCCAUCGCAUGAAGAUCUCCAAGAUAUCAUCGAACAUCUUUCAUUUUCACUUUUUAAACAAGGGAACGUAAAGCGUGCUCUACUGCUAGCUGAGGAACUAUUGGAAACAGCACCGAAUCAUCAACGAGCAGCAUCGAACAUCAAAUGGUACGAGAAUACUCUGAGGGAAGAAGGUUUCAAACCGAAUGAAUUCAGGAGGAAUAUUCCUCCUGUAGUGAAUCGGCGUGAAGACGAUUUAGUUGAAAGUAAUAAAGAACGAGAUAUUUACGAGGCUCUCUGCAGAAAUGAAGUCCCAGUUAGCAUUAAAGAAUUAUCAAAACUCUAUUGUUACUACAAACAAGAUCGGCCUUACUUACUGCUCGCUCCAUUUAAAGUUGAAAUAAUGAGGUUUAAUCCGCUAGCAGUUAUCUUUCGAAAUGUGAUAUCAGAUGAAGAAAUUGAUAUAAUUCAGGAAAUGGCUCAACCACUGCUGAAAAGGGCAACGGUCCAAAAUUCUGUAACUGGCCAGCUGGAAACGGCUUCCUACCGCAUAAGUAAGAGCACAUGGCUGAAAAGUAGUGAUCAUGAAGUAGUGGAGCGAAUAAAUCGAAGAACUGAUUUUAUGACAAAUUUAGAACAAGAAACAGCAGAAGAACUUCAAAUUGCGAAUUAUGGUCUUGGCGGACACUACGAUCCACAUUUCGAUUUUGCUCGAAAAGAGGAAACUCGGUCUUUCGAAACACUCGGCACAGGCAAUCGUAUCGCAACUGUGCUCUUCUAUGUUGUACUUCUGUUCACAUUUAUUGUUUUCAUUAAGAUGAGUGAACCAGAGAUCGGUGGUGCGACUGUUUUUACUUCACUCAGGACUACAGUUUUGCCUUCAAAGAAUGAUGCUUUAUUUUGGUACAAUUUGAUACGAAGUGGCGAAGGUGAUCUUAGAACUCGACACGCAGCAUGUCCGGUGCUUGUUGGUGAUAAAUGGGUUGCAAAUAAGUGGAUCCAUGAAGCUGGCCAAGAAUUUCGCAGGCCGUGUGGCUUACGAACCUUUGAUCAAGAGAAGUAUGUUGGUGAUCUUGGUGGUCCUGAACCGGAAAACCACGCAAAUAUUAGUCCUUUCUAA